Molecule: messenger RNA, 1761 nt
Organism: Fragaria vesca subsp. vesca
Lineage: Eukaryota; Viridiplantae; Streptophyta; Magnoliopsida; Rosales; Rosaceae
Product: probable polyamine transporter At3g13620-like
Exons: 1
Coding region: 77-1483 (468 amino acids)
Biological process (GO): transmembrane transport
Cellular component (GO): membrane
Molecular function (GO): transmembrane transporter activity
Source: RefSeq, a predicted model, not a curated record
GUUUCAACCCGAUCUCCAACCUUUCAUGUGAAAAUCGAAACUCAAACUCAAACUCAAACACCAAAACAAACCCAACAUGGAAUCUCCUCCAAAGCCACCACCAGACCUCCCAAUCACCACCACCACCACCACCACCACGCCCGCCACUCCAACCGCAAAGAAGCUCACUCUCAUCCCUCUAAUUUUCCUCAUCUACUUCGAAGUCGCCGGCGGCCCUUACGGAGAAGAACCUGCCGUCCAAGCCGCCGGUCCCCUUCUCGCCAUUCUCGGCUUCCUCAUCUUCCCUUUCAUCUGGAGUGUCCCUGAGGCUCUCAUCACCGCUGAACUCUCCACCACCUUCCCCGGCAACGGCGGCUUUGUCAUAUGGGCCGACAGGGCCUUUGGGCCUUUCUGGGGAUCCAUUAUGGGGACAUGGAAGUUCCUCAGCGGCGUCAUCAAUAUUGCAGCCUUCCCUGUUCUCUGCAUUGAUUACAUGGAGAAGAUAUUCCCUGCUCUUGAGUCAGGCUGGCCUAGGUACCUCUCUGUCUGUCUUUCAACUCUGUUCCUAGCUUUUCUCAACUUUACUGGCUUGGCCAUUGUGGGAUAUGCUGCUGUGGUUCUUGCUGCUGUUUCGCUUUCCCCUUUUAUAUUGAUGUCUUUGAUUGCCUUACCGAAGAUUAAGCCACAUAGGUGGUUGAGUUUGGGGCAGAAGGGUGUGAAGAAAGAUUGGAACUUGUUCUUCAACACUCUAUUUUGGAACUUGAACUUCUGGGAUAAUGUGAGUACUUUGGCAGGAGAAGUAGAAAAGCCUCAGAAGACUUUCCCCAAGGCUCUUUUUGUGGCUGUGAUAUUCACUUGCUUGGCGUAUUUGUUCCCUCUUUUUGCUGUGAUUGGAGCUGUGGAUGUUGAUCAGAACAGAUGGGAAUCAGGGUUUCAUGCUGAGGCUGCUGAGAUCAUUGCAGGGAAGUGGUUGAAGUAUUGGAUUGAAGUUGGUGCUGUGUUGUCUGGGAUUGGUCUUUUUGAAGCUCAACUAAGCAGUAGUGCUUACCAAGUUCUUGGUAUGGCAGAUAUAGGAUUCUUGCCUACGUUUUUUGGGGUUCGACACAAGAGGUUCGAUACCCCAUGGGUUGGGAUUUUGAUCUCCACCAUGAUCACACUUGGAGUUUCCUACAUGAACUUUACGGAUAUAAUUUCAUCUGCAAAUUUCUUGUAUAGUUUGGGGAUGUUAUUGGAGUUUGCGUCUUUCAUUUGGUUGAGGAGGAAGAUGCCAACAUUGAAGAGGCCUUUUCGAGUUCCCAUGAAGCUGCCAGGUUUGGUGAUCAUGUGUUUGAUUCCAUCCGGGUUUUUGAUUUUUGUGAUGGCUAUUGCUACCAAGACAGUGUAUUUGGUUAGUGCUAUAAUGAGCGUGUGUGGAGUUGGGUGGUUCUUUUUAAUGAAAUAUUGCAAGUCAAAGAAGUUGUUCAAGUUCAGUACUGAUGAAAUUGAAGAUAUUGAAGAAGAAUGACAAGAGAAGUUGUGUGGUUAAUGUGGAGUUGUAGAAGGAUUGUUCUUAUGUUUAAGUUAGAAGGAUUGUUCUUAUGUUUUAGUCAGAAUUUCGAAAGGCUUUCAGAUCAAGAAUUGUGGAUGAUUGGAUAGUUCUCCUGGUAUAACAUGUAAUACAGAAGCAAGAAACAGUUUUUAGGUGGCCUCAGUUUUAGCUGUCUCUUGGAUCUUAGUUGCUACAUAUAUCAAUUCACCCUUUGUAAUUCACCUUGGUGAUUUUACUAUUCGGAUUGUUGUUCC